GUAUUUGUAACCGGAUUGCAGUAGGGUGGAUUCAAACUGCACAUGCGAACGACGACAACAACGAUGACGACACCACCGUGCGUCGGAUGUGGAUGUGCUAUAACAGAUCAGUACAUUCUCAGGGUCGAUCCGGAUUUGGAAUGGCAUGCAUCUUGUUUGAAAUGUGCCGAUUGUGGACAAAUGUUGGACGAGAAUUGCACGUGUUUUGUGCGAGACGGAAAGACGUACUGCAAAUCGGAUUACACUAGGGGCCUAAGUGCUGUCAACACGAGCCCAUUAAUUCAUUACUGGUAUAAAGUCACAUAUUGCAUACCUGUAUACUUUAGUUCAAAAUUAAAUGAUGAAAAUGGAAAAAUGAAACCGAGAGGCGGAUCGAAACUCUUUUGA
This is a messenger RNA of Dimorphilus gyrociliatus, 387 nucleotides long. Lineage: Eukaryota; Metazoa; Annelida; Polychaeta; Dinophilidae. The record is from the annotation of a GenBank genome assembly.